Sinocyclocheilus anshuiensis is the source of this 3293-nucleotide messenger RNA. Its product is annotated as rab11 family-interacting protein 2. Lineage: Eukaryota; Metazoa; Chordata; Actinopteri; Cypriniformes; Cyprinidae. The record is from RefSeq and is a predicted model, not a curated record. The transcript has 6 exons. Gene Ontology annotation, biological process: regulated exocytosis. Gene Ontology annotation, cellular component: phagocytic cup; endosome. Gene Ontology annotation, molecular function: small GTPase binding. The coding region runs from base 525 to 1940 and encodes 471 amino acids.
CUGAUCAAAUCCUGAGUUUCCACGGCAACAGAGGAGGAGUUUGCACUUCGACCCGUGACCACAUCGGCGGAAAUGAGGAACUAGGAAGUCGAGUGCACGGCUGAUGUGGAAUUCCACACAUUUGUUUAAGAUGCAUUAGUGUCGUCUACUGCAAUUUAUUCAUUUUCAUCCACCACAGAUGCAGAGAAUUGAUACCGAUUGGCAUAAGCGGUCAUCCCACAUGCCGUGGCGUCGCUAGCUGUGUUCGAGAAAGAUGCUUCAGAGGUGACCUGAGUUGGAGCGGGGUGAAUGUGUGGACUGUUUGCGGAGUGUAACAACAUCAUUACCUGCUCUGUUAAUAGACGCAGUUUUUGAAAUGACAGAUAUGCUCUUCCCAUGCUUUUAAACAUAACUUUAAAUUUUGAUCUACUCUUGGUCGCUCAUUUCCUGUGAUUAGAAGCUAAACAAAAUGCCAAGGCCAAAUUGAAGUAAUAAACGUAUAAUUUCACACACCAAAAUCCAUAUUUUUACACUUGGAAGUCAUCAUGUCAUUGGGCGAACAGUCACAGAAGUGGUUUCCAACUCACGUCCAAGCCACUGUUCUUCAAGCCACAGACCUGCAACCAAAGGGCAAGAAUGGCACCAACGAUGCCUACACCAUUAUUCAGCUGGGCAAAGAGAAGUACUCCACAUCGGUGGCCGAGAAGACCCUCAGCCCAGUGUGGAAAGAAGAGGCUUCAUUUGAACUGCCAGGGCUGCUGAUGGAGAGCAAUCCAGAGGUUUAUGAGCUGUGCCUCACAGUCAUGCACAGGUCCCUGGUUGGAUUGGAUAAAUUUCUGGGCCAGAAAAUCAUCAACUUAAAUGAAAUAUUUGACAACAAGGAACGGCGAAAAACUGAUUGGUACUCGCUAGACUCCCGGCCAGGUAAGAAGAGGAAAGACAGAGGCAAGAUUCAAGUUAGCAUCCAGUUCAUGCGGAACAACAUGACCGCCAGCAUGUUCGAUUUGUCUAUGCGAGACAAACCCAGAUCGCCAUUCUCCAAGCUCAAGGAAAAGAUGAAGGGUCGCAAGCACGAUGGUGCCUUUUCAGACACAUCUUCCGCCAUCCUUCCACACUCAGGACAGAGCGAGAUUGAUUCUCUGCCAGACCAGCACCCGCACCCUCAGGCUGCACCUGAACCCAAGCCAAAACGCUCGCUGCUCACUGGGACGCAGAAACUUUCUGCUGCUCACUCCAUGUCUGAUCUGAUAGGAACUCACUUCAGGCCCAAACUCGACUCCAUGAACUCUAUUGAGGAGAAAGGGGUCGCUGCAUCUCACAGACACUCUCAGAGCGAUGGAUAUGGUUGCCCAACCAGCGACGUUCCAUGUGACCCCUUUUCCGACAUCGGAGACAACAUGCCCCAGAAAUUCGCCACUCUCCCACGCAACCGCAAUCCCUUCGAGGGAGAUCAGGGGAUGCUGUGGGGGACAGAGAAGAGAGAGAAGAAGGAGAAGGUUGGUCUUCUGGGCAGAGUGACUGGGAAGAAAGAAGGAAAGAAAACGGCCGCUGGAAUGCGAAUAGGAAGCUCUGGAGACCUGCGAUCUCCAAACCCCUUUAGCAGUGAAACCAACCCUUUCCUAUCACACUACAGAUCCAGUGACAACAUGAGAAGUCCCACUAGCAAUGAGGACCUUACACAGAGAUUCAAAACCUCUCCCAAAAAGAAGCACGGCAUGAAAAGUGCACAUGAGUCUGAACAUCUGCAGAAGAAUAUGGCGGCCUACAGCAAUCUCUCCUUUGAGGAAGUUGUGCAAGAACUCAUCAAGCAGAAAGAGGUGGUGAGAAAGAAAGAUGCUCAUAUUCGGCAGCUGGAGGACUACAUUGAUAACCUGCUGGUCAGGGUAAUGGAAGAGACACCCAGCAUCCUGAGAACACCCUAUGAGCCCAAUAGAAAAGCUGGGAAGAUCUCGAAGAAGUAAAGGAUCUCAAAAGCAUACUGUAACUUUACGUUUUCUGGCAAAAUAUAUAUUGCUUGUAAAAGGACGCUGGAAUGUUGGUUCUGACAGAACAAAAGUAUAUUUGUUCACACGCGAACAGAUUUCAUGCCAUAAAGUUUGCAAGAACAACCGGAUAUAUUGUGAAGAAAGAUGGGCAGUAAAUGUGGUGAUGCCAAACCCCCCUUUUAGAUUUUUGCUUUGCUUUAAUUUUUUUUAAAGAAUCUUUUGAGCUGUUGACUAAUACUUGUGAGUGAAAAUAUUCUCAAGCAGCCAUUCAUAGUUUAGAGCGGCGUUCUUGCGCGAAGAGACCAAUGUUAUGUUUUACCGAAAAUAACUGUGUUUAAGUUGACUUUUUCUUUGGAUUCAGUCAGUAUAACAGAAUUGAGCACUUAAUACUUAAUACUGUGUUUUGCGAUGCUCACUGGGGUGGAUUGUCCAUAUGAGGCCUUUAAUUUGCUGUGACUGAAUUCAAAAGCUGUACCAGAUCAAUUGACGUACAUGUUUGUCCACAAAUAUGUGGUGAAGCAAGGAAAAACUUGGAUUGAUGGCACCACGGGACAUAGAAGUGAAAGUUGACUGGAUGUUUUAGCACUGGAACAUAUUGGUUUACUGGAAGGCACUGUUGGGUUUGACAGGGUAACUCUCCUAUUGGUCUUGAGGGUGUUUACACUGUAGAUGAAGAGUGAUCAGACUCGUGAAUGAUAUUGGCAUGUGUUUGGUGCCAUGUUGAUACGUUAGUUACAAGACGUCGGUACUGGAACCUUUUGGUACUUUUUUCAAAUCAUACAUCUAUAAAAUGAUACACUGGUACAGAAUUACACUAUUAAUAUUUAUUUUGAGCUUGAUUGCAAUGAGCAAAAUGUGUUUGUGAAUAACAGUGUUUAAUGAACAACCUGCCUCUGUUAUAUACAGUGAUGACAGAAGUGUAGAAAAGAGCAUCCAAAAGUCUCCAAAGACUUCAUUCUGAAUGUCAUUCAGUUGAACUGGAAUGUACUGAUGCUGAAUAUCUUCAGCAUGCCGCAGAACUGUCAAAAUGUGUGGACUGCCUACAGUUAACUACACCAAAGUGUUGACGGUUUUGAUUAAACGUAAGCUAGUCGGUUAGUCAGUCAAGCACAGAAGUAGUAAAUGGCCCCUUUUUUAAUUUCUAAUUUCACCAGAGCAAAUCUAGCCUAUGCGUAUUUAAAACCACAGCAAAUAAUGGAUUAAUUUGGCACGUCUGGAUGCCUUAUGAAACAUUUCAGUCGGUUUGAUUCAUUACAAUGUAUAGCAUGCUUUGUGCAACAAAAUGUAGACAAACUAGCUGAAGAACAAUUGUUUACAGAUUGCUUUAUA